GUGAGCCUGGUGGGGGGCUGGAAGAUGGGGUGGCCAGUUCCUCCGCCUCCUCAGCCCAGCCUCCAUCCCUGUCCAGGGAGGCUGACUCAGCCUAUUCUGGGGCCCAGAACUUUCCCUGUGCUAGACCCCGGGGCCUUUGUCCCCACAGUCAUGAGGUCUGGGGGGUGGGGAUGCCAUGGAUAAAAGGCACUAGAGGCGGCUCCCACAUGCUUCAGAGCUGCUGGCCACAUGCAGCCCCAGACACAGCCCCUGGCCCACACCCUGCCUUUCUCCUUCAGACGAGCCCUGGGAGACACUGGUCUCCGGGUGCCUGUCAUGAAGCUGGGCACAGGGUGGGAGGGCCUGCAGCAGACCCUGAAGGAACUUGCCUAUAUCAUCCUCUGCUGCUGGUGUAUCAAAGAGCUGCUGGAUUGACAGGGGGACAACCUCCCUGAGGCUGGCAGCUGGCGGUGCUCAGCACCCAGCCUGGCCCCCAGCAGGACUCCCAGGACCAGCUGCUUGGCCAAGGAUGGGCCACAGCAUCGAGUGACAUAUGCGUCCUGCUUCCAGUUUGUGCCGUCUGUCUGCCAGUCCUGCGUCCCUAGGCCUCCGCUCCCCGCACCUACCUCCAGUAGACCUCCGGGGCACGGGAGCUUGGCCUGCUGGCUGCGACCCCAGGAAGACUGCUGCAGGACCUGGCCCCUCUCCAGGCCUGGCACAGGGAGCCCACCAGCCCAGAUGGUUGAUUUUUCCAUCCUCUCAGUGCCAGGAAUGGGCUUGUCCCCUGUCCCCUAAUAUCUGUGUUUGAGAAUCAAUGAAGUGUGUGUGUGUGUGUGUGUGUGUGUAUACACAUAUAAAAUAAAUAGGCCUUGAGGCCUCAAGUCCUAAAUGUCAGAAAAACUCAGUCCUGGAAGGGUCUGGAGCCAGAGUACAGACCAGGGAGGGAAGGAGGUUGUCCUGGAUAGAGCUGAGACUGAAAACCAGGUUUUCUGACUCACUGAUACCUGGGUGGGAAAGGUGGAGGGUGGAAAGGCCUGGUGGGUAGGGAGGGAUCCAGCUUGGGUGGGGUCUAUGAAGUCCUGUGCCUGGGGCUGGGAACCCAAAUCCAAAACCUGGUCUGGCCCGCUGCCUGCCUCUGGAGAUCUUGGGAAAAGACCUGGACCUGGGUGGCCUCGGGCUUAGCACAGAGCACAGGCACAAGCAGCCAGAAUGUACAGAGGUGCUCCACUUCCCCCAGGCAGCCACCAACAUGCUUCCCUGAAGGACACCCUGGGGGUAGGUACGCACCAGCUGAGCAGACCUCAUGGCCCACGCACACCCCCCACCCCAGCCUGAGCUCACAUGCCCCGGGCCCUCUUGGGGCUGGCUGUUUCCCCCUCCUCUCCUGGGGCUCAGGCCUGGGGAUGCUAUACCAGGCACUCUCCCCACUCCCAGAGACCAGUUCCCCCCCAACUUCUGAGUUAACUCAGUUUUUCUGGGCAUGUUUUGUCUCCUUUUGUAAAGAUGACAUACACCUCCUUUUGUAAAGACGAGUGAGGACCUAUGCUGGUGAGAACUGAGUCUCCCACCCCCCCCGCCCCCACCUCUCUGCCCAGGAGUUAGUCAGCUUUGCCAGGCUCCUGGAGAACAUUCCAGAGAUAGUCUGCACACAUACUGCAUCUCCAUGCGUUCAUUCAUGUAACAAAUGUCAUUGAGCAUCCACUGCACACUGGUCUGGGCGCUCUGAACGCAGCAGGAGCACAAUAGGCCCCUGUACUCACAGAGCUUAUAUUCUCGUGGGCAGAUACAGAAAAUAAAAUAGAAACAAAUAAAAUAAGUGUAGAGAUGUUAUUAGGUGAUAGGUGUAUGGAAAAAAGGACAAGUUGACUGGGGUGGUUUGGGCCAGAUUGUGGGCCAGGUCCUUGAGGGCCUCUAAGCCAGGGGACAUAGGGCCGAGCUCUAUGCCAAGUGAAAUGAAAACGCCACUGCAAGGUGUUCACACUGGCUACUGUGUUGAGAACAGACGUUAAGGAGCAAGGGUGGGACGGGAGAGCACCAUCAGGAGGCCAACAUGUCAGGGGCUCAGAGCAGGUGUCUUAGCUAUAGUGGUGGAGAGAAGGGGCUGGCCUGAAUGCAUACACAUUCUUUUUUUUUUUUUAAGCUUUUUUUUGGGGGGGUGGGGGAUGCCUGGGUGGCUCAACAAUUAAAGCAUCUGCCUUCAAGCAUCUGCCUUCAUCUCAGGGCAUGAUCCUGGAGUCCUGGGAUCGAGUCCCACAUCAGGCUCGCUGCAUGGAGCCUGCUUCUCCCUCUGCCUGUGUCUCUGCCUCUCUCUCUCUUUGUGUCUCUCAUGAAUAAAUAAAUAAAAUCUUUGAAAAAAAAUUUUUUUAAGUAAUCUCUACACCCAGUGUGGGACACAAACUCACAAUCCCAAGAUCAAGAGUCACACACUUGGGGCAUCUAGGUGGCCC
Molecule: messenger RNA, 2426 nt
Organism: Nyctereutes procyonoides (raccoon dog)
Lineage: Eukaryota; Metazoa; Chordata; Mammalia; Carnivora; Canidae
Gene: LENEP
Product: lens epithelial protein
Exons: 2
Coding region: 229-414 (61 amino acids)
Biological process (GO): multicellular organism development
Source: RefSeq, a predicted model, not a curated record